UCGAAGUAUCUUCGUCACUUCAAUAGAACGGCAUGGCGGAAAUGCAGAGUCUUCCUCCGGAGAUAGUCUUCCAUAUCACUCGUUUUCUCGAGCCAAGGGACAUUGUAACUCUCCAGCAUGUAAGCAAGCGGUUCCUCGAACUCGGCAGAGAUGAUGCUCUGUGGCGGGAACAAUGCUUUAAUGCCUCAUCAUUCCUCACGAAUCUGCGGCGUCGACAGCAACUUAUUACUUCCGAAUCAACUCAAGAACUUCGAUUCCGAGACCUAGCCCGGGCGUUGGCAAAUGGCAACGGACUGGGGGACUCCCGGCUUAUCAAGCCUCGGGAGGAGGCUCGAGAUCUGAAGGCUAGAUCCAACGAGAAGAUCCGUGUAAUGGCCAACUGGGACCCCAGUUACCCGGGCGAGAAGGUACAGUGGUACGAUGAGUAUAUCGCCAGGAAUGCACCGAUUUCUACAAGUUGGCUACAACAACCGCGAAACAGGGAAAGUCCGGAGCACGAAUACUUGGAAGUUAGGGGAAUGGGACUCUAUACACCUGCUGGGGAGGAUGAUGCAACUUUGGUGGUUGGCCCAUUGGAUGAUGGGAGUGUCUGUAUUUGGGACAUAAGCGGUACCAAGGGCCGGAAAGGAAGUAUCAUCGCUCGAAGCAAGUCAGGGUUGAUAUCUGCGGAUGGAUCUCAGAUUGGGACUGGCAAACGCUCGAAGUUGAUUAGUGACGGGAUCACUGAGUGUGUGAGUGUGGACAGCGGGAGGAAGCGGGCAUUCUUUGCGGUCCAAAGCGGUCUUGUGGAGUUCGAUCUUGAGACUCUCUCGACCAUUAGUCACGAGGAAUUUUCGUUCUCAAUUACCGCUUUAUCUGAGGCUAAGCACCCAGUACCACUUACCGUCGGUACUGAUCUGUCUCUCUAUCUGCAUGACCCUCGGGCACGAAGAAAUACAGGGCAGGCGGGCCGCAGCGAUUUUGAGCGUCUCGAUUCCUAUGAAUCUAGCUUCGGUUCUCUACGAAGCCAGGGCUUAGGGGAUUCCCGGAGACUCUUGAAUCCGGAGCCGAGUCCUCUUUAUGCUCACCCUCAUCACCCAGGCCCGUUGAGCAUCUUACAUCUGCCUAGCUCCGGCAAUGAGUGGGAUGGAAACGGCGAAAUCUACGUUGCAGGUCGCUUCCCUAGCAUCCUCAACUAUGACCGCAGAUACUUCCCCAGGUUGAGGGGCACAAUCCACUCCGGGGCCCGAUUAUGCAGUAUGGCCUCCCUUCCAUAUCCGUUCGCAUCUAUGGAGAAAGAUCUCGCAAGGCGUGGUGAGCUUUCGAUCGAGCAGGUAUGGGAGGCGAAGACUCGCCCAGGCAAAACCCUGAUUGCUUGCGGCGAGUAUAAUACCAAAGGGUCUCUUGAAAUGUAUGGACUUAGCCCAGAGCCUUACCUUUCAACUAUAUCGUCCGAUUCAUCUGCGGGCAGCCUGCAGAAUUCCGUCAUGAGGAACAGGCAGACAUCAUCCAGUUCGAAGUUACUAUCGGUAGCCAACCAUGGCACUCGAAUCGUCGUCUCGGAUGGAGGCGGAAACCUCAAAUGGCUCGAACGAGACGGGUUCACGGAAGCACGACGAUGGAACAUCGCCCAUGGCUCAGUUGAGGCACCACGAGGGAUCUUCGGAACCCUGGGUGAUUCCUACAUGGAUCCGGGCUCUGGAGACAUCGUAAUCAAGAUAGCUAACACAACCAACGGGCGAAGUGGGCAGGUUGUGAACGAGGAUCUCGUCUUAUGGACAGGCGACAAGAUAGGGCUGCUGAGUUUCUCGAGCAAGCCGGGGUUCUCGGCUGAAAGCUUCGAGGAGACUGGGAACAAGACUCCAGAGCAGAUCCGCACGGAGCGGGAGGAGCGCACUUAUGCGGAGACGAUGGGAAGGGCCCUGGAAGCCAAUGCAAACGAAGUUCGAUGGAUGAGGGGCUUGGGGUUGGGAAUGUCUUGAGGAUGGUAUACAUUGUGCCUUUGCUUUUCCGUGUUGCGUUAUUAGAAUAAAACAGGAUAGAGUAGAUCUCACAGCCAGCUGAAGGUUUGCCAGCAGUUCUUGUUUUCUCAACUUUUGAAGGGUCAGACGAUGUUGCCGGCGGACUCGAGCAUCUCCACAUCGUCGUUUGUCAUACGUGUCCCUUGUUCCAGGCUGGUGCUUGUCAAACGGUAUCUUUGGUAUCUCUGGUAUCCAGACAAUUAAUUCUCGUUCGUCGCCUGCUUUUCGGGGGCGGAUAUGCCGAAUCUGUCGAUCUUGUACACGAGGCUGUCUCCGUGGCGAAUGAGGGCCUUGUACCCUGAAGUAUCCUUCCGGGCAAGGUACACUGCCCUGGAGGGGGGAGGGUUCUUAUAGAAAUCUGACUCCAAGUGACCGCUGGCCAUCAGUAAUCACUAGCACAAUCAAUGCCGUCCAG
Molecule: messenger RNA, 2415 nt
Organism: Hyaloscypha bicolor E
Lineage: Eukaryota; Fungi; Ascomycota; Leotiomycetes; Helotiales; Hyaloscyphaceae
Exons: 3
Coding region: 33-1961 (642 amino acids)
Biological process (GO): protein polyubiquitination
Molecular function (GO): protein binding
Source: RefSeq, a predicted model, not a curated record